UAAAUAAAAAUAAAAAAAAUAUAAUUUUGUUUGCUGGAAAAGGAUAUUUAACACUAGAUUAAAUGAUUAAAAACUCAAUUUGUUGCUUCGUGCGGCAAAGAACUGGGCUCCUUGCUGAAACCUCCAUCAAAUUUAACUCAUCUCGAAACCUAAGCGUAGAGCAAGAAACUGAUGAUGAAAAAGAAAAAGAAUUGAAGAGAAUAGCUGAAGAAGCCUCCCUGGACGAGCCACCCACCACAUGCUGUCAGUCAGGCUGCUCCAACUGUGUGUUCAUUGCGUGGGCCGACGCACUCACAGCCAAGAUGCAGACAGCUAGUCCGGAAAUAGCAGAGAAAAUACUCAACUCCGUGGACGACCCCAACAUGAAGGCUUAUUUGGAAAUGGAGCUCAAGAUACGAGGUUUGAAAUGAAGGUUAAUAAUAUGAACAAUAAUAGCAUCAAGAAAUUGUUAGUACUUAAGUAAAUAGUAAGUAGGUAUAAUUAAUUAUAUUUUUCUAUUAUUCUAUCCUUUUGUAAAUAUAGACAAGUAAAUAAGUUCAAAUC
Molecule: messenger RNA, 543 nt
Organism: Plutella xylostella (diamondback moth)
Lineage: Eukaryota; Metazoa; Arthropoda; Insecta; Lepidoptera; Plutellidae
Cellular component (GO): mitochondrion
Source: RefSeq, a predicted model, not a curated record